Messenger RNA from Chelonia mydas (Green sea turtle), 3933 nucleotides. RefSeq names its product zinc finger protein OZF. The record is from RefSeq and is a predicted model, not a curated record. Gene Ontology annotation, cellular component: nucleus. Gene Ontology annotation, molecular function: RNA polymerase II cis-regulatory region sequence-specific DNA binding; DNA-binding transcription repressor activity, RNA polymerase II-specific. The coding region runs from base 702 to 1151 and encodes 149 amino acids. Gene Ontology annotation, biological process: negative regulation of transcription by RNA polymerase II. Lineage: Eukaryota; Metazoa; Chordata; Testudines; Cheloniidae. The transcript is spliced from 5 exons.
GAGGGAUAGAGGUUAGGGGUCGGGGAGAAGAGAUGGAGAGAGAGACAAGGCAACUGCCCCACCCCAUUGGACAGGUGAGGGGGAGGGGCUGCCCCACCCAGCAGCCAGACGGGGUCAGAAGCUACAAGGCAAAUAUCCAGAUCCCCCCCACCCCCCCACACACACACACGCCCUGUUUCCCGUGUAUUAUUGUCAGACACACACAUGCUGGUGGGGUCCGUGUCUCCUGAGUGUUGGGGGCUGCCCAGGGCCCUGGUCUGAUUUCCAGGAAGGAUCCAGAUCUCAGCCACACCGGAGUCAGACCGGAGUCACUGCUGGCUCUGAGCGCGGAUGGGCCAAUGGGAUCUGCCUCCGCCUGCCUGUCCCUGGGGGCUGCAGGGGCAGGACAGGGAGGCUCAGGCAUGAGCUGCUGCCGGCAGAGGGCUCCGGGUCUGGCUGAGGGAGAGGAGGAGGCUGGUGCCUGUCUCUGCUCCUGAUGUCAGAGCCCUUGGAUUGAGCUCCCUGGCUCAGACACUGCUGCCUACCUGAGAGCCCAGAGUGUGAAACUGCUGGUCCCCCUCUGGGGCUGGGCCAGGGACAGACCUUCAUUAACCCCCGCCCCGGGCCCAGCCCGGGUGGGGACUUUCACUGAGCCUGGAACCAGCCCCUGUGGCAGCCCCGGGCUCUGCCCACACCAGCCCCUGAGCCGCAGCCUGCAGGGGAUGGGGAGUCCCGGGGGGACAGGGCUGGGGCCGGGCAGGGCAGUGUCUCUGCACAAAGGGCCCCUUUCAGGGACCUGCUGGCUGAGGAAUCACGUCCACGUUUCACUCCAGAUCGUCCCAUCUUCCAGGGGACAGGAAAGGGAAAUGUCUGUGAUGGAGCCAGCUCAGAUGCCGGUGACCUUCGAGGAGGUGGCUGUGUAUUUCACCCAGGGGCAGGGGGCUCUGCUGGACCCCACUCAGAGAGCCCUCUACAGGGACAUCAUGCAGGAGAACUACGAGACAGUGAUCUCGCUGGGAGUCCCCAUUCCCAAACCUGACCUGAUCGCCCGGCUGGAACGAGGGGAAGAGCCGUGGGUCCCAGAUCUCCAGGACUCCAAGGAAAGGGAGAACCCGAGAGGCACCCGCACAGGCAGUGACUCCUGUCUGGGUUCUCUCUCUCCCAGCAGGUGAUAGGACAGUGAGUGAGAACAAGGAGGAGAAUCAGCAGCAGGAAGGUCCUGAGAAAGUGGAACUGCAGGAGACAUUUUUUAGAAGAGCUGAAGGGAAUUUUUCCCAGGGCUGGGAACAGGGAAAUGCCUGGGGAGAUCAACACAGAUCAGAGAUGCAGCUGGGAAACUAUCCCGGGAAGAAACUGGAUGAAUCCACUCAAUGUGGUGGAGGAUGCAAGGAUGCCAAGGAAGCCACAGUCCAGCAGACAAGUCACAAUGAAGAGAAACCCUACAAAUGCCUUGACUGUGGGAAAAGUUUCCGUUUCACUGCAACCCUUCUUACACAUUGGAGAACCCAGACAGGAGAGAAGUCCUAUAAAUGCUUAGACUGUAGGAAAAGCAUCAAUAAGAAGUCCUGUCGUAUUAUACACCAGAGAAUGCACACAGGAGAGAGACCCUAUAGAUGUCUUGAGUGUGGAAAAUGUUUUAGAAAAAGUUCAUUCCUCAAUAAUCAUGAGCAAAUCCACAUGGGAGAAAGACCCUAUAAAUGCCUUGAGUGUGGGAAAAGCUUCCACCACAAAUCAACCUUUAAUACACAUCAGAAAACCCACAAGGGAGAGAAAGCCCAUAAAUGCUUGGACUGUGGGAAAACUUUCAGUCAGCGGUCAAGACUUAUUGAACAUAACAGAAUCCACACAGGAGAGAGACCGUAUAAAUGCCUUGAGUGUGGGAAAAGUUUUAUGGCAAGUUCAUCCCUUACUAUACAUGGGAGAAUCCACACUGGAGAAAGACCCUUUAAAUGUCUUGAGUGUGGGAAAAGUUUUAUGACAAGUUCAUCCUUUACUAAACAUGGGAGAAUCCACACAGGAGAAAGACCUUAUAAAUGCCUUGAGUGUGGGAAAAGUUUUGUACAAAAUACAUCCCUUACUAUACAUGGGAGAAUCCACACUGGAGAAAAACCCUAUAAAUGCCUUGAGUGUGGGAAAAGUUUCAUUCAGCGCUCAAAUCUUACUACACAUCAGAAAACCCACACAGGAGAGAAAGGCCAUAACUGCUUGGACUGUGGGAAAACUUUCAGUCAGCGCUCAAGACUGAUUAAUCAUAGGAAAAUCCACACAAGAGAAAGACCAUAUAAAUGUUUGGAUUGUGGGAAAAGUUUUGGUCAGAGCUCAUACCUUCUUGAACAUAGCAGAAUCCACACAGGAGAGAGACCAUAUAAAUGCCUUGAGUGCGGGAAAAGUUUUGUACAAAAUUCAUCCCUUACUGUGCAUGGGAGAAUCCACACUGGAGAAAGACCCUAUAAAUGCCUUGAGUGUGGGAAAAGUUUUCUGCUAAAUUCAUCCCUUACUAUACAUGGGAGAAUCCACACUGGAGAAAGACCCUAUAAAUGUCUUGAGUGCGGGAAAAGUUUUAUGGCAAGUUCAUCUCUUACUAAACAUGGGAGAAUACACACAGGAGAAAGACCCUAUAAAUGCCUUGAGUGUGGGAAAAGUUUCCACCACAAAACAACCUUUAAUACACAUCAGAAAACCCACACGGGAGAGAAACCCCAUAAAUGCUUGGACUGUGGGAAAACUUUCCGUCGGCGCUCACACCUUACUCGACAUGGGAGAAUCCACAUGAGGGAGAGACCUUAUAAAUGCCUUGAGUGUGGGAAAAGCUUCAGUAAGAGCUCGGAGCUCACCAAACAUCAGAAAAUCCACAAGGGUGAGAGACCCCGGAAAUAGCCUGACUGCUGGAAAAGAUUCAAUUUGACUUCACAUAUCAGUGACUGACACAACAGAGAGACCUUGAAUGUGGGGGAAUCUUCAUUUGGUGGUCCCGGAGUAUCAGGCAUCUGCAAAUCUGCACAGGGAAGAAACCUCUGAGAUGUUCUCAGUGUGGAAAAUGCUCCAAGUGGAGCUAACGCCAUGUGGGACAUCAGAGACUCCCCAACACAGCAGGGAAAUUCUCUCAGGGUCCUGACUAAGCCACAGUAACAAACCCAUUUCCUAAUUCCCACACACAUCAGGGGCUUUUGGCUCUUGCUGGGGUGAGGAUCCAGGAGCAGCCGAGCAUCAGCUGGUCAGUGACCCUCUGGCUCUGCCUGGUCUAAGCAAACUCCAGGCAGAGGAGGAGAAGCCCCCAUCAGCCCCUCCUCCCUGUUGCAGCCCUGGCUGCUGAGCUGAUGGGCCAGAGGUGGGGGAAGGGAGAGAGAGAAACUCCUACGGACGCUCCCUCCUCCUGGCUGAAGUUCCCCCCUCUCCAUUCCCCUCCCAGGCGGGAUCCCCCUUCCAUGGAGAUGAGGAGAAGGACACUUGGGCCAGGCCCCACCUUCACUCUAGACCCCUGUUAAGCUUUUACAUCCCUAUCAGCUACCACAUCUCCCCAUGUGUCUAGUGUAACAGUUCCUGUUUCUAUUGAAAUGUUGUCAUUUGAGUUCAGUGCUGUCUCAAACCUCCUUCAAUUUCCUUUGAUCCACCAGUGGGUCUUGCUUUAGCCAAUUACUUUGUCUCUCUGUCCGGCACCCUAGUGCUUUAUCCCAUGUCCCAUUUGUCUACAGAACUUGGUUCCCAAAUAUUCACUAAAGGCCAGAAGUUUCAAGGCACCUAGAUACUUUGUAAUAUGCCACUAGAGGCCUGAAUCCUUUUGAAAAUCUGUCCCUAAGGGCCUUAGAGUGUCUCCUAUACAGGGCUUCUCAAAAGUGGUAUUUUUUUUACUAAGCACAGAUAUGCAACCCCAAGACAGAUUGACAACCCCAAGAAUUCCAACCCCGUGAGUUAUGCACCCAACAGUCUAGAAUUUAAAUAAAGAAAUGAAUACAU